CUUGCCUUAGCUUGCUGUAGUGAGGUUUCUUGCUCUGACAUUUUCUCCAGACUUCGUUGCCAGCGCAAUCACGAUAGAACGAAAGCAAUGGCUACUCCUGACGCUGCUACCAGCAGCAUCACCCCUCACGCUGAGAAGGUCGCCGCUGAAGCUGUCAAAAUCCCUACCGCUGACUCAAACGAGUCGCUCGGCCAAAAGCUCUCAGAGCCUGGCGCGGACAACAGUGACGCUCCAGACGAGAAUAACGACUCCUCCUCCGCUGCUGAUGCCGCCGCUAAGGCCUCUGCUCCUGAGAAGGACGAGCCUCUCGCUGGUGAAAAAAACGGCACUGCGGACGAGAAGGAGAGCUAUGCCGACAAGAAGAGUGGCCGCAGCUACGAGCGCAACGGCGGUCGAUCGUCUAAGGGCUUCAACGAUCGGAACGCCAAGAACACCGAGUUUGACAAUCUUCCCGAGUCCAAUGACCCGGAUGCCAUCCGUCAGCAGGUCGAGUUCUACUUCUCCAACCAGAACCUGUCCACCGACAAGCAUCUGUUCCACAAGACGCAGGGCCCGCGCAAUGUACCCGUCCCCAUCAAGCAUCUCCACAACUUCAAGCGCAUGAAGCACUUCCAGCCGUACAGUGCCAUUGUUGCCGCUCUCAAAGACAGCGAGCAGCUCGUCGUGGUUGACGAUGGUGUUAUUGGCAACGAGGCCGUCAAGCGCAAAGAACCCCUCACGAUCCCUGGCUACGACGAAGACAAGGACAGCGAACCCACAGAGCGCGAACUGCGCGAGCUCUUCGACCGUCUCUUCAGCAGCUCCCAGAAUUCAAUGAGCAGCAGCAUCUACGCCAAAGGCUUCGGUGACGAGCACACGGUAGGCCAGAUUGAGCUGGAGAAUUUCUUCAGACCCUAUGGCGCUCGUGUGGUGCGCAAACGCCGGGACCAACUAACGAAGGACUGGAAGGGUAGUGUCUUCGUCGAGUUCGACAGUGAGGAGAGUCAGCAGUCGUUCCUCAAGCUUGACCCGAAGCCAAAAUGGAAGGGCCGCGACCUUGUUAUCAUGAGCAAACAGGACUACAGCCUCAAGAAGUGCAAGGAAAAGGGUAUCACUCCAAGCUGGAUGGGGGGCAACGACAACACACGUUCCAAAGGAUAUCGUUCUCGUGGAGGCCCUAGUGGGCGCGGACACCGUGGACAUCCGGACUCUCGACGCGACCAUCACCGGCGUGACAACCGGCGUGACAACCGUCGUGACAACCGUCGUGACAACCGUCGUCGCAACGAAUCUCGAUCUCGUUCGCGAUCCCCCUACGAGGGGCGUCGCCGUGGCCGUGAUGGGAGCGGUUCUCGCGACCGUGACAGGAGCGGCUCUCGUGACCGAGACGACUGGAACAGCCGACGGGACAAGUUCCAGAAGUCAGAGAGGUACCACGGCAAAGACCGACACGGCCGCCAUGACAGGGACAAGCACCAUGGCAAGGACACCCGUGACAGGAACACUAAGCGCAAGGCAGAUGAUUCAGACUGUGAUGAUUCUCCCAAGAAGAGUAAGAUCGCGAUUGCCGAGGAUGCUUAAACCUACCAGCUCUCGCAUCUAGUGCUUCUAACAUUCCAAUUUCCUGGGCAGUUGAAUACUGGGUGGCAUAGUUCAUGGAAUGGCGUUCACGGCUUUUCAUAGAUACCACAUGAGGUGACAGUGAUAGUUGGC
Molecule: messenger RNA, 1692 nt
Organism: Lindgomyces ingoldianus
Lineage: Eukaryota; Fungi; Ascomycota; Dothideomycetes; Pleosporales; Lindgomycetaceae
Exons: 3
Coding region: 88-1560 (490 amino acids)
Cellular component (GO): nucleus
Molecular function (GO): mRNA binding
Source: RefSeq, a predicted model, not a curated record